This is a messenger RNA of Hymenoscyphus albidus, 2127 nucleotides long. Lineage: Eukaryota; Fungi; Ascomycota; Leotiomycetes; Helotiales; Helotiaceae. The record is from the annotation of a GenBank genome assembly.
CCUCCACCUCCAUCCACAUCCACCACAUUUGAAGCUUCCCAGUCACGCACAUCUAGAAGCAUCAACAAUGGCCAAACGGAAGGCGGAAUCCGUUGCUAUCUCGCAAUCAACCACCAAGAAAAUCAAGCAGAAUUUACUCGACAGCGACGACAGUAGCAGCGAGGAUGAGUCGGUUGGCGGGGUCCAGCUAGAAGAGGAAGAACCAGAACCCGCAUUCAAGAUCAAUAAGGAAUUCGCAACACGAUUUGAGCACAACAAGAAAAGAGAGGAGCUUCAGAAACGUCGGUGAUUCAUUGGCGCUGGUGCGAAAACACAGUCACUAACGUUGCACAGUUGAGGACAAAUACAACAAGCCUACUAAACGAGCAGAUGGCAAACUCUACGGAGACAAGUACGACGAAGACUCGGAGUCAUCCGAUGACGAGGACGAGGAUGAUGAUGGAUUCCUUGCGACGGAGGAUCUAGAUGCCGAGAUCUCAGCUACGCUCCAGGCUCUUCAAUCUAAAGACCCUCGUGUGUACGACGAGAAGGUCACCUUCUAUAAACCAGUCGAGGAGGAUGUGGAAGAUGCUGCACCCGACGCAAAGAAGGACAAGCCCAUGUACCUUCGCGAUUACCACCGAGAGAAUUUAUUGAAGGGUGCGAAUGGCGAGGAUAUCGAGGAAGACUCGGCUCCACGAACUUUUGCACAAGAGCAAGCUGACCUUCAGCGAUCGAUCGUCAAGGAAAUCCACGCGGCGGGCGACGACUCGGAAGACGAGGAUGGUGGCUUCAUGAUUCCAAAGCCUAAACGGAAAUCGGAACCUCAAGAUUUUGCUCUGCCAGUCCAUCCUUCAAGGACAAAAAGAGUCAAGGUCGACGUCGAAUCAGCCGACAAGGACCCCGAAACUUUCCUGUCAAAUUUCCUACAGGCACGAGCUUGGGUACCAACUGAUGGAGCACGAUUCCAACCACUCGAGUCGGAUGACGAGGAAGAGGAUUUGCGAGCGGAUAAAUUUGAGGAAGCUUACAAUUUGCGGUUUGAGAAAACAGAGGGUGCCAACGAAACACUGAAAUCUUAUGCCAGAGAUAUUAUUGCCGCAAAAUCCGUUCGUCGGGAGGAGCCAAACAGCAGAAAGAAGCAAAGAGAUGCUGAAAGGGCCAAAAAGGAAGUCGAGAAAGCGGAAAGAGAGUCCGAAAGGGCUCGUUUGAGACAACUAAAGAUUGCAGAAAUGGAGGAGAAACUUCAUAAAAUCAAAAGAGCAGCAGGUCUCAAGGGUAAAAAGGUAAAGGAUGAGGAUUGGGCCAAAUUCCUGGAUGAAGGUUGGGAUGAUGCUACUUGGGAAGCGGAAAUGAACAAGAAGUUUGGACAGGAUUACUAUGCUGAGGGCGAGGAGGAUUCUGGUUCUGAAGCUGAAUCAGGCAAGAAGAAGAAACUCCAUAAGCCAAAGUGGGAUGAUGAUAUCGAUAUCAACGACAUCAUACCCGACUUUAUUGAUGAAGAGGAAGCUCAAAAUAAACCAGCCUUUGCUCUAUCAGACUCUGAAGACCAAGACGACGAUGAUGACGAAGCCAAUUCAGACGCAACCCCGAAGAAGAAGUCCAAAACAAGCAAGGAUCACGCGAAGGAUAAGGCCGCCAAGAAGAAAGCCGCACGUCUUGAACGCAAAAAGAUUGAAGAACUUGUUGAUAAUCAACUCGAUGUCACAAUGUCGCUAUCAAAAACGCCCGCUACAUUCCGAUAUCGAGAGACCUCCCCUAUGUCUUUCGGUCUGAAUGCUAGAGAUAUUCUCAUGGCGCCUGACAAGGCUCUCAACGAAUUUGCAGGCUUGAAGAAAAUGGCUGCAUUCAGAGAUCCUGAAAAGAAAAGAAAGGACAAGAAGAAUCUCAGCAAGAAGGCGAGGAUAAGACAGUGGCGUAAAGAUACCUUUGGAGAUGAGAAUGGACCGACGAUUGUCAUCAAGGAAGGUGGCCUUGCCAAGAACACGGGUGAUAUUGUAGAAGGCAAGAAGAAGAAGCGUAGCAAGAAGAACAAAAAGAGUGGUGAGAUGGAGGUUUGAUAUGAAGAAUGUUCGUUGGGGUGAUUUAUGGGAUUACAAUGAAAUAGAGUGUGUUAUACCCGAAAUAAUAAUUCGAAUUGAGUUUUCU